Molecule: messenger RNA, 1122 nt
Organism: Ruditapes philippinarum (Manila clam)
Lineage: Eukaryota; Metazoa; Mollusca; Bivalvia; Venerida; Veneridae
Product: C1q-related factor-like
Exons: 3
Coding region: 323-1069 (248 amino acids)
Molecular function (GO): protein binding
Source: RefSeq, a predicted model, not a curated record
UAAUAUUAAUGUGGUUUUUCCUUGACAGAUUGUUCAUUGUUUCCCAAUUUAUAACAAUAUUUUAUGUUCAAUAGGAAAGGAUGUGAACAAGUGUAGGAUUUCCGUAAUGUUAAGUGUCUCUUCUGACACAUACUUGUCACUUCUUUAGAAGUUCGAUAAAAAAUUUCUCAAAUUUGAGUAUCAAUUAACCUAUUUGCCUUAUAACUUAUACAACUGAAAUAUAAUAUGGCCUCGGAUUAAGAAACAGAGACAAGGAAAUUGUUACAGAUGCAGUAAAGAAUACUAAAGAAACAACAAAAAACAACGAAACAAAUAAGACAUUAUGAUGAAUGGCAAUAAUGUAUGCAAAGAUCAAACUGGACAGGGCAUGAAUGUAUAUGAGCAAAUAAACAGACAAAACACUGAAACCCUGGAAUAUGACUCUAUUAAAGUUUCACAUUCUGGAGAUAAAAGUGAUCAUCCGAAAACAGUUUUGUUGACACAAAAAGUUUUGUUAUGUGGUGUGAUUCUGAAUAUGGUUAUACUAGUAUCUUUUCUUACAGUGGGAUCCAUCAUUGUGAUGGAAUUAUCUAAUAAAGUUUCAAUCCUGUCACAGCGACUUGAAGCAUCAGUUGUUACCGUACAUACUCCAGCAGUAAAACAAAAUAGCACAUCAAAAACUGGACACCGCGUGGCUUUCACCGCAACGCACGCUAAUGGUUCAGCUCCAAUUAUUUUCACAAGAAGUAUAUAUAACGAAGGUGGUGCGUACGACAACAGGAAUGGAAUAUUCACAUGUCAAGUUCCGGGAUUUUAUUACUUUGCAUACACCUUAUCCAAACAGUUCGGAGAUGAUAUCGACUUUUUAUUAUGUCAUAUAUGUGUUAACAGGGUGAACAUGGUUGGAACAAUGCAUGAUCCGUAUGACAGUAAUAGUGAUAAUAAUGGCUAUUCCAUGUCACUAUCUGGAACCUUUCAUCUAGAAGCAGAUGACAUUGUCUUUGUCCACUGUGAUACGAAGACGGGCUUUAGUGCGUUUAUCAGUUACCUGUGUUCAUUCACGGGAUUCUUAGUGACUGCAGAUGAUUGAUUUUCAAUCAAACGUUAAUAAACCUGUUAUACCUCAGUAAACUUAAAUAUACA